Molecule: messenger RNA, 357 nt
Organism: Mycena citricolor
Lineage: Eukaryota; Fungi; Basidiomycota; Agaricomycetes; Agaricales; Mycenaceae
Source: the annotation of a GenBank genome assembly
UUGCACUCAACUUUGAAAACUGGUCUCAAUACUCGAGUAGCUAGAGGUCUGCUAUGGCCAAGAGACUGUAAUUGCAUCUCGAGAGGCUUUCUCUCGCACAUCUCGGGUGAACGGGAUGAGACCGGCUACCCUCCCACGCGCGUGGCUAGCGCAGAGUCCGACUCGGAACGACUGUAUGACCACGACGGAGUGAUCGAAAAUUUCAUCUGGUACAGAUAUGAAGGAAGCCGGGUCCGACAUGCAUGACCUUGAAAGCCCUCGGAAAGCGUGGUCUCCGUUUUUGCUGGGUGCGCUGCCCAUGGGGCUGUGUGCCCUGGUCUUAGUUGCUCUCAUCGCGGCGCUGGACGUUCUGUAUCG